This is a messenger RNA of Pygocentrus nattereri (red-bellied piranha), 5242 nucleotides long. RefSeq lists its product as uncharacterized. The record is from RefSeq and is a predicted model, not a curated record. The coding region runs from base 883 to 4698 and encodes 1271 amino acids. Lineage: Eukaryota; Metazoa; Chordata; Actinopteri; Characiformes; Serrasalmidae. The transcript has 17 exons.
UGAGUUUUAGUCCAUAGGUGGAGCCUUAUUUUGACCUCACGGCUGCAUCCCUGUCCAUCAUGGCCACAUGGUGAGCUGUUAGAUCCUGUUGUUUUCAAGUAAAUGCCCCCCCAAUGUCUGAAAAUCAGUGUGGAACACUAUGAACCAUCACUUCCGAAACACACAAUUUCUGCAUAUCAGUAAAUGUUUUAUGUUGUAGUAAAAUAUUAUGAUUUUAUAUGUGUAAAAAUGUUGAAAGCUGUGUUUGCUAACCAUGUACUUGAUAGCAGUUUUGAGUUGCUCAACCUUGGCUAAAAGAAUCUCUACCAUGAGAUUUGAUCACUACUACUGGAAUAUGAGGUAUCUGACCACCAAGAUCAUCAUCUAAAAGGGUACAUAGUUUUCUACAAGGAUCAUCAGCUUACCUUCUAUCUGGACACAACUGUUUGACAGGCCCAUACCUGGACCCUUUUUCAGAGUCAGGGGAUGUUUUAUGGCAUCGCAGCAGGUCACAUGAGAGCUGUGCAGCACCACAAAGGCAGCAUACUAACUUUACAUAGAUAAAGACAUACAGUUCAUAGAAAACUAAACUCAGAUUUUAUUUUUAUAAUAUCCAUCCAUCCAUCCAUCCAUUUUCUAAGCCGCUUCUCCGUCAGGAGAUUAUAAUAUCUCAUUCAUGUAAUAACAAGGGUAAAAACCAGUUUAAAGAAAGAGUCUGAGAGCUCUGCUGCAUUCACACCUGCACACAGGAAAACCAUUUAAAAGAUAGUUCAGGUCUUGGUCACUUCCUUUAUAAACACCACUAAAAAUACAAACUAGCCACAGAGUGCAGCACUGCAGUCGUGAUCCUGCAGAGAGAAACACAGCAGCUCAGUGUUUUACUGAUGACUGUAUAGAUUAGAGAUGUCUCAGAGUGAUUAUGAUGAUCUGAUCUGCUUUGAGGAGCUGAACAGAGCAGAUCAAGACGAGAUGGUGGUGGUUGUGUAUGAAUGUGUAGAUGCUGUUAGAGGCCGUGACCCAAACUCAGAGACGGAGGACACCAACACAAAGAGAAUCCUACAGACAGAGAGAAACACUGCAGGAAGCAGAAACCACAGACUGACUGCAGUGCAUCUGGGGCUGCUGUGUGUUCUCCUGCUGACUGCCAUCACACUGAUAUGGUUCAUGUUCACUGCAGAGAGAAACGACUUACAGACCAGUUACCCCAACAUGACCACAGACAGAGACCAGAGACAGAGAGAAAGAGAAUUGGAGAGGAAGCUUUCUGAACUGGAGAGACUCAUUAACCAACAGGAAUGGAUCUACUUCAACUCCAGUAUUUACUACAUCUCUACUGACAAGAAGAGCUGGGAUGAGAGCAGACAGUUCUGCACAGAGAGAGGAGCAGACCUGGUGAUCAUAAACAGCAGAGAAGAACAGGACUUUAUUUAUAAGUUCAGAAGAGGUCAUUGGGCUUGGAUUGGUCUGACUUACAAAGAAAGUGAGAAAAUCUGGAGAUGGGUGGAAGGCUCAGCAACGACCAUUACGUUCUGGACUCGUGGGACAACUGGUUCAGGACUUUGUGUCAUAACUGGCUAUGGGUCUGAUCCUAUACUGAACUGGAAUAAUUAUUACUGUGAGAGAGAGUAUAUCUGGAUCUGUGAGAAGAGAGUAUUUACCGAUCAGGAGCUGGACAGAGGAGAGCGAGUGGAGAUGGUGGUUGAUAUCUAUGAGAGUGCAGACACUGUUAGAGGCCAUGAGCUCAACACAGAGAUGGAGGACACCAGAACCAAGAAGAUCAUACAAACACAACAUUCAGUUUGUGUUAUGUAUCCCAUGGAUAUGGAUCGCCAGAAUCUGCAUAAGGGCUGCAGAAACUUUGUUUACUCCGCCGGCGUGAUGCACCCCAUUCCAACGGAGCUGAGGUGCAGCUUCAGGGGCUGCAGAGCCGGGGCUAAGCUAAAGGCUAAACAACUGGAGAAUCGCUGGAGAUACAAGCCUUGUAUUCCUGCAGUGGUGAUGGGCAACGUGAACUCGCUGGUCAACAAGACGGACGAGCUUGCAGCAUUAGUGAGGAACCAGAGGAUCUACCGGGAAUGCAGUCUCUUCUGCUUUACAGAGACGUGGCUAACCGCUAACAUCCCCGAUGCUAAUGUAAACAUCCCCGGAUUCGUCACGACUGUCUGCUGUCGGGAUGUUGAACUGCUUGCGGUGAGUUUAAGACCAUAUUACAUCCCGCGGGAGUUUUCACACGCCAUUGUUGUUUGUGUGUACUUGCCCCCCCGAGCGGACGCGGAGGUGACGUGUGACAUCAUACAUGCGACCAUCGCUAGGCUUCAGACACAACACCCGGAUGCCUUCGUUGCGCUGUCUGGUGACUUCAACCACGUCACGCUGGACUCCACACUGACCUCAUUCACCCAGUAUGUGGACUGUCCCACCAGGAAAAACAGGACAAUUGACCUCCUGUAUGCUAACAUCAGUGAUGCAUACACGGCCAUCCCUCUGCCCCCACUUGGAAAAUCUGACCACAAUCUGUUUUUCCUGCAGCCUCGGUACAAACCCUAUGUGAUGAGGCAACCAUCAACAACACGCUCCUUCAGGAAGUGGUCUAAGGAGGCAGAGGAGACCCUGAGGGACUGCUUUGCAUCCACAGACUGGAUUGUGCUGCAUGACUCUCACAGCAAGGACAUUGAGGGUGUAACAGACUGCACAACUGACUAUCUGAACUUUUGCAUGGACACUGUGGUUCCUGUAAGAACUGUUUGCUGCUUUCCUAAUAACAAGCCCUGGAUUACAAACUGUCAGCACACCCAGUCCACCCCCCUCUGCCUGGUCCCUGUUCCCAAGAAACCUCACCACAGUGAGCUCAACGACUACAGGCCAGUUGCGUUGACGUCCCACACUAUGAAGACCAUGGAGCGAGUGCUUCUCCCUCUUCUCAGACCCCAGGUACAGCAUGCACUGGACCCUCUCCAGUUUGCCUAUCGGGAGAGGAUUGGUGUCGAGGACGCCAUCACCUACCUCCUCCACCGAACCUACUCUCAACUGUACAAGGGGAAUAGUGCUGUGAGAAUCAUGUUUUUUGAUUUCUCCAGUGCUUUUAAUACCAUCCAGCCCCCACUUCUCAGAGACAAGCUGGUGAAGAUGCAGAUGGAUCCUCACCUGGUGCAUUGGAUCACGGACUCUCACCUGCAGACCACAGUACAUUUCCAGUACAACUCUGAGAUGUGCCAUCUGCAGAAAUUCUCGGAUGACACUGCCAUCGUUGGAUGUGUCAAUGGUGGUCAGGAGGAGGAGUACAGGAGACAGCCAGUCUCCAUUGAGGGGUUUGAUGUGGAGACGGUCAAGACCUACAAGUACCUUGGUCUGCAUCUGGACAACAAACUGGACUGGUCAACAAACACGGACACCCUCGCGAGGUGUGGACAGAGCAGAAUGGAGAUUAGCAAGGAGGUAUUUGUUAAUGUAGCCUAUGUUGCAGACAGCGAUGAGAAUUCAUAUGAUAACGUCAACAUUAACGAGGACAGCACAGACCCUCAAAAGACCAGGAGCCAACAAACAAACUCUGUCUCCGUAAAUUCUGAAAAUAAUAUAACCAUUCAAAAUGAAGCUGUUCAUCACAGGAAUGCUGAGGAAGUGGGUACAACCCCUCAUUCACUUACAGCAGCUCCUCAGUACACAGAUUCAAGACAUAAGACUUCAGAAAGCAGAUGCUGCAGAGAGGCUGCAGUGUGUCUGGGGCUGCUGUGUGCACUCCUGCUGAUUUUCUUCACCCUGCUGUGGUUCAAGAUCACCACAGAGAGAGACCAGUUACAGACCAGUUUCACCAACCUGGCUAUUCAGAGAGACCAGUUACAGACCAGAUACAACAGCCUCACUAUGGAGAGAGAGCAGUUGCAGACCAGCUAUACCAAAUUGACUAUAGAGAAAGACCAGUUACAGACCAGUUACACCAACCUGACUAUAGAAGGAGACCAGUUACAGACCAGUUACACCAACCUGACCAUAGAGAGAGACCAGUUACAGACCAGGUACACCAACCUGACCAUAGAGAGAGACCAGUUACAGACCAGGUACACCAACCUGACCAUAGAAAGAGACCAGUUACAAUCCAGGUACACCAACCUGACCGUAGAGAGAGACCAGAUACAGAUCAGUUACAACAACCUACUUGAACGACUACAGGGCCAAAUUAAACAAGUAACUAAUGAAAAGGAAGAAAUACAGAGCAACUACACCACCAUAAGACACCAGAUGGACCUUUUGCAGAAGGAGAACAAUUGUUCUCGCAAGAAGCUGGCUGGUUUAGAUACGCAAGACAAGAUGGGAUGUUUGUACCUUGACUCCAGUGUUUAUUACCUCUCUACUGAGGAGAAGAGCUGGAGUGAGAGCAGACAGGACUGCAGAGACAGAGGAGCAGACCUGGUGAUCAUUAACAACAGAGAAGAACAGGAAUUCAUUGCUGAGAUUAUCGGCAGCAGUGACGUUUGGAUUGGUCUGACAGACGAUGCCAAAGAGGGGGUCUGGAAAUGGGUUGAUGGCUCAGUUCUGACCACUAAGUACUGGAAUGAUGGAGAACCAAAUGAUGGUGGUAAUGAAGACUGUGCCGAGUUUUACUCCGAUAAGAAGAGAUGGAAUGAUAGGCAAUGCGCUAAUAAAAGAAGAUGGAUCUGUGAGAAAAGUUCUAUCACUCAGAAAGAGAGUGAUAGAACAGAUGAUCAUGCAAGCCUUGUAUAGUCAACUGCAAAUAACUCAUUUUACUUUUCUGCUUAUUGUUAAAUUUAAUAUAAAAACCUUUGUCAUAUCCAGAGCCGGGGCAGAUUUAGUGAGUGUGGGACUCUAUGCAAAAAGACAGGAAUUGGGCCUCCUGGGUGCACAUUUUCAAAUUAAGCUCUGGGCUUCUGAGUGGCACAGCUGUCUACACUGCAAAAAUGAUACCUUGGCAAGUAAAAUGAACUAAAAUCUCUGUAGUAUUUCCAAUUUUUAGAUGGUUAUAAAAGUAUUAUAAUUGUAUCUCACAAUACUAACAGAUCAUUUUGCAUUAGCAUUAAAUAAAUAUGCGUAAAACAAGAGGAAAUGUAUAUAGUGAGAAUGCAGUAAGCAGUAAAAGUAGCUGAGCAUGUUCAGCGCUCUGUUCUGACUGAAAAAAACAAGAUAGCUUUGGGAGUAAAGCAACGAACGUUUCUCUUUUUGUGUGUUUCUUUGCUGUACUUGUGAAACUUUAGUUGAUUUUGUCUCAACACCCAAAAAAAAAAAAAAAAAAGUGUUUGUCCUAAUCCAG